Molecule: messenger RNA, 1010 nt
Organism: Bipolaris sorokiniana ND90Pr
Lineage: Eukaryota; Fungi; Ascomycota; Dothideomycetes; Pleosporales; Pleosporaceae
Exons: 2
Coding region: 110-871 (253 amino acids)
Source: RefSeq, a predicted model, not a curated record
CCUUCACAGCUAAGCUUCGCUCGUUACUGCUUGUUGUUCCUAGUCUAAUUAUAGCACGUUCUUUUCCAACGACAUACCAUUCCCGGUUCAAAACACUGAAAUCAGCAUAAUGUCUAAGAUUUUCUCCACCGCUCUUCUUGUCACGUGCGCCGCAGCGCAAUUGACCACUUCGGCAUGGAUGGCAGGCGCCGGAAGCAACAGCCUUUCAUACGUUGCCUCCGUAAUCACUGUUGAAAAUGAUAGUACUACAAUGUCUCUUGACGUUCAGGGCAUGACCGAAGACCUAGGUGCGGUGGCCGAGAUAGGCCAGACAGUCACUCUUGCAGGCAACACCUUCUUUGGAGUCAGGGCUGUGGCCGAGAACGAAGGCGUGACUGUGACCAUCAUGGGCCAAUGCACACGCCAGAACACCGAUGAUCAGGAGGCUACAUGCACUAUGUCGACAAAGGGUCUUGAGUCCGCCAUCAGAUCAGCGUGUGCAAGCGCUGAUUCUAAUGAAGAGUUGUGCAGUGAGGGGAAUCUUGACACGAGCACGACUACAACACUGCCAGACGGUUACCUCAACAUGGUUCAGUUUGUCGUUACAGCUGGCGAGGACUUGCUGCCCAGCGCUUCUGCAGCUGCUACACCUUCUGCCGGCAGUGCCUCCCUUACCUCUUCCAAGUCCACCGCUACCAACUCCGCCAAGCCCGCUUCUUCCGGCUCAGAGGAGGCUGCUAGCUCUGGAGCUUCCCGGACUUCCCAGGCUUCCCGGACUUCCCAGGCUUCCCAGACUUCACAAGCAGCCCCGGAGGCUACCAAUGCUGCGCCGUUGAUGACCAUGGUUCCUGCUUUGGCUGGUCUUGGUGCCGCUGCCGCUUUCUUCUUGUAAACGUUUUUUUGGAGGAGACGUACCGUCUUGCUUCAAAAACCCCAAGUAGUUUUCCGCGUCACGAAACAGUCACCAACACGAAACGCCCACAAUCUAUCAUAUCCAGUUAUUACUCUUUUUUAAUGAUGUAAAAUUCCCA